AAUCCUAGUGCUACAGACAGACCCAAAGACUGACAUCCAAGAUGGCAGCGCCCAUGAGAUUUUUGACUCGCCGAACUUGUCCACAGAUUUGUCACAGAAUUCUGGGGUGUGUUAACGUGCAAGUCGCCAACUACGCAAAAGCCAAAGUUCCGGCUUUUAAGGGGGCUAAAGACCUCACCAGUGAAAAGCCGAAGGGUCCGAGUAUUGAGACCGACCCCGCUGUUCUCACUACACAAUGCUGUGGAGCCAACAUAUACAAGGAUGGCAGUGAUCCUCCCCUCAGACCAGAUGAAGAGUACCCAGAUUGGCUGUGGAAGUUGCAUUUGGGGCCUGCAGCCACAUUGGAUGACCUUGAACCUGGCACGAAGAAAUAUUUCAAGAGACUCCGUAAGGAGAACAUUUGGGCAGACAACGCGAGGCGGAAAGGGAAAAAGUUCUCAGUCCAAGCACCACCUGCCAGGAAAUACGAGUAGUCCUUUUUAGUCAGUUGAUCAACCUGCUUUUUGAUACACAAUGCAGCUUUAUUUUGUAUCUAAUGUGCCCCUAAAACAAAAGACUAAACCUGUGUGCCUGCACCUAAGAUUGGUAAGGUACACAGCUCUACUUGUACAGUAUACAAGAUGCAUUUUUGUUUCAUGACCAGUGUUUAGGGGAGCAGUGAGGAAAAG
Branchiostoma belcheri (Belcher's lancelet) is the source of this 668-nucleotide messenger RNA. RefSeq names its product 39S ribosomal protein L54, mitochondrial-like. Lineage: Eukaryota; Metazoa; Chordata; Leptocardii; Amphioxiformes; Branchiostomatidae. The record is from RefSeq and is a predicted model, not a curated record. The transcript has 3 exons. Gene Ontology annotation, molecular function: structural constituent of ribosome. Gene Ontology annotation, cellular component: mitochondrial large ribosomal subunit. Bases 42 to 473 code for a protein of 143 amino acids.